This is a messenger RNA of Raphanus sativus (radish), 2225 nucleotides long. RefSeq lists its product as uncharacterized. The transcript is spliced from 2 exons. The record is from RefSeq and is a predicted model, not a curated record. The coding region runs from base 865 to 1992 and encodes 375 amino acids. Lineage: Eukaryota; Viridiplantae; Streptophyta; Magnoliopsida; Brassicales; Brassicaceae.
UCUAAUCAGUUAUUUGGACAAAAACAUAUGCGAGAGAGAGAGAGGGCGACGAUAGAGGCGAUUAGGGUUCGGUAUGAUUUCGUUGAAGUGGGAUCCAUGAAUCGAUUGGGGAUGGCGAAUCGGGUUUCUCGGUGAUGAUGGGGAGAAUCAGAGUGAGAUUACUAGGGGAUCUUUUUCAUAUCAAUGGAGGAUUGUGAGGGUUCAAAUGGGGAAAGAUGGUGACGAAGGGGCGAGUAAGGGUGAGGUUAAGAGGGGAUCUCUAGGCAGUCGCAGAGGGAUGGCGAUGAUACAAAGAAUGGAAAGUUUUGGGAUUUACGACAGCCUGGCUCCGCUGGCGAUUUGGAUUCCGAUCAUCUUCUGUAUCAUUAGGCAAUCGUUGGGAUAUCAAGGGUCAUUUGAUUGGGAACUUGGGGGAUACAAGGAACGGAGAGGGAACUCGGAAGAGACUCAAGAUUACGGUGGCUCACUUUGACAAUUCUGAUCUCAUCAAAUCGUGUUCCAAGAUUUUGGUCGGACGGUGCAUGAAUCCUCCGGCACAGGAGAUGAAGGCUCUCCUAUCCAAUCUCCCGAAAAUCUGGAACCUUGUGGAUCGGGUGGUAGGCAAAGAUUUGGGGAUGGGUAAAUUUCAGUUCGAGUUUGAGAAGGAGGAGGAUAUUGAUGGUGUCUUAAAGCUUCAACCAUAUCAUUUCGAUUAUUGGAUGUUAGCUUUGGCAAAGUGGCAACCGAAGAGGUCACCAAACUACCCAUCGGAGAUACCGUUUUUGGGUUCGGGUUUUGGGAGUCUCGAAGGAGUUCAGGACCAUCCCAACAUUUGAAAAAAUUGGAGAGGCUAUUGGAAGGGUGAUCGAGGUAGAUUUGGAGCUGAUGCGAGUAUUGGUGGUGGUGGAUACCUUCAAGGAACUCUGUUUUGAAACCUCUGUUGACUUCACUGGUGGAGAAUUCUAUGAAGGGGAGGAAGUACCUAUUUUACUGCGGUACGAGAAGUUGUUCGGAUACUGUGAGGCUUGUGGUAGUCUCUGUCAUCAAGAGGCAAAAUGCCCAUUGAUGAAAGGGUUCAAGCAGCAUCCUGAGAGGAAGAUGGAGAUCAGUGAGGGUAGUGGAGGAUGGCAUGAAGGGAACAAGCACGACGAUAGGGCUAGAAGCUUCAAAGGGGUGGUGAUUAAUGGUAAUGGGGCGCAACAGAAUCGUGAAAGGGAUACAAAGGAUUACUAUGGUAAGGGGAAGGGUAAAAUGUUUGAGGAAACAUAUUCUAAGUGGGUUCGAGUUGCUGAUAGAAGUAACAGGAAACCUUCUGGAUAUAAAGGCAAUGCUAGAGGAAAUGGGGAGGAGACGAGGAACAGAACAGUGCAACGGGAUGAGGAGAAUUUCCUUGAUCAGGAAGGGAAGAAAAAAGAGACUCCUAGACAACAAAUUUGGUCGCAGGAAGAGGCACAAGAGGAAGGAGAGAUUAGGACUGAGAGGGACGACAAUCAGCUCCCUCCAUCUCAAGGCGUUCAAAGGCAGUUAACUGAAACGCAGGCGAUGGGAGCUGAGGUCGUUUCGGACCCUAAAGACACGGAGAAUGGACUCAAGCAGCUUCAGGGGUUAGUAGAGGGACAGUUGAAGAUAAGGGAGGAUGAGGUGAUGGAUUGGGAUGACCUAGAAGCAGCGGAUGAGCUCCCGGAUCUUACUGAAGAGGAAAUGGCAGCGAUGAACCUAGAGCUUGAGGAAAAUGCCGUGCUUGAUGACGUGGACGAGCAACCGGUGAAUGAGGAGGCAAAAGGGCAACAAGCAGAGAUGGAGGCGACAGCAGAAACGAAACAGGCGACGAAGAAAAGACUGUUCAAAUCUACUCUCAGCACGGCAGCGAGCACAAAGAUGAGAAGCGCCAAAGGCCUUGCUUCACCUCGCAAGCGAGCUCCGGUGAAGGCAGGAACGCGUACGGGGGACAACAGGCACCAGCAGGAGAGUAAGGCUGCUUCACUCUUGCUUGCGGUCCAUCAGAAACCAUAGUCUUAUGGAUACAGUAGCCAUUAUUAAGAAGAUUCAUCAGCAGUAUGGGGAUCUUGUUGUGGGGUGUUGCUUUAAGUUUUUAAUAAACUCUAUGAGCAAGCUUUUAUUUUUUGGGUUAAAUGGGGAAGCUGUUAUUGGUCUUCGUGGCUUUUGUUUUUUUUGGUUAUUUGUUGUUUUUUUCUGGUUUUUUGUUGUUGCUCAAGUCAAGUAUUGGAAUGUCUUUUUGCAUUGGA